Messenger RNA from Trametes versicolor FP-101664 SS1, 951 nucleotides. Its product is annotated as oligosaccharyl transferase subunit OST3/OST6 family. Gene Ontology annotation, cellular component: oligosaccharyltransferase complex. NCBI's taxonomy places the organism in Eukaryota, Fungi, Basidiomycota, Agaricomycetes, Polyporales, Polyporaceae. The transcript is spliced from 6 exons. The record is from RefSeq and is a predicted model, not a curated record. Bases 1 to 951 code for a protein of 316 amino acids.
AUGCUCCUCCUCCCCUUCCUCGCUCUUUUAUCCAUUCCAUUCUGCAUUGCGGCGUCUACACAGGACAUCCAUGACAAACUCCGGGGGCUUGCGGCCGCAAACAAUGGCGUCAUCAAGCUAGACGAGGGCAUCUACAACCUUUUGACGACCCCGAAGCGUAACUGGUCCGCGAGCAUCCACUUCACCGCGCUCGACCCCCGGAGGAAAUGCGGGCCGUGCAAGGACUUCGACCCGUCCUUCAAUGCAGUCGCGAAAGCGUGGACCAAAGUGCCCGCUGCGGAGCGGGACUCCCAUUUCUUUGCCACCGCAGACUUUGACAACGCUAUGGGCGUAUUCCAAAAGCUGGGCCUCCAAAGUGCGCCCGUUGUCCAAAUUCACCCCGCCACCGAAGGCCCUCGCCGGCCUGCGAGCGGCAAGACGUCUCCCGUCAUGUACGACUUCGGAAACGGCUUCGACGCCGGCCCGCUCGCCGAGCAGCUCUCGCAGUUCACGCCCGUCCCGAUCCCGUACAAGGCCCCGAUCGACUACGCGCGCAUCGGCACGGGCAUGGGCGUGCUGCUCAUCAUCCUCUCCGGCGUGCGCGCGUUCCUCCCUAUCCUGCGCUCGCGCUGGCUUUGGGCGGCGGGCACCGUGCUCACGUCGCUCAUCAUGACCUCCGGCUUCAUGUUCGUGCGGAUUCGCGGCAUGCCGCACAGCGGCGGGAACGGCCAGUGGAUCGCGCCCAACUACCAGAACCAGUUCGGGCAGGAGGUCCAGGUCGUGUCGUUCAUCUACGGCCUGCUCUCUGCGGCAUUCCUCAUGCUCACCCUGGUCACACCGUACCAAACGCACCCGGCCCGGCAGCGUCUGCAGGUCUACCUCUGGUCAGGCGUGAUCCUCGUCAUGUUCUCCGUCCUCAUCUCGCUCUUCCGGGUCAAGAACAGGGGAUAUCCGUUCAAGCUCCUGCUGUGA